AUGCUGCCCCUGGUGCUGCUAUCCCUCCUGUGGGGAGGGUCCCUGCAGGAUAAAGAGUACAAGCUGCAGGUUCUGAUAUCGGUGAGGGUCCAGGAAGGCCUGUGUGUCACUGUUCCCUGCAAUUUCUCCUACCCCUGGGAAGAUUCAUUUCCAUCUGGUAAACUCUACAUCUUCUGGUUUGAGGAUGGGGCCGACAUAUACAGAGAUCCUCCGGUGGCCACAAACAAGCCAGGGAGAGCAGUGAAGACAGAGACGUGGGGGCGAUUCCGCUUCCUCGGUGAUCCCAGCACUAAUGACUGUUCCCUGAGCAUCACAGAUGCCAGGAAGAAUGAUACGGGGACCUACUUUUUGCGAGUGGAGAGAGGACUGAAAGUAAGAUACACCUACAAAGAUAAGCUGCAUUUGCGGGUGACAGACUUCAGAGAGAAACCCAACAUCUACAUCCCGGAACUUCUGGAAUCUGGCCACCCCACAAACCUAACCUGCAGCCUACCAGGAUCCUGUGAUGGGGGGAGACCACUCACCUUCUCCUGGACAGGGGAUGCCCUUAAUAGGCAGGACCCUAGCACCCUGCAGUCCUCAGUGCUCACCCUCAUACUGAGGCCCCAGGACCAUGGCACCUACCUCACCUGUCAGGUGAAACGUCAAAGAACUUGGUUGGUCACAAAGACGACCAUCCAGCUCAAUGUCUCCUAUGCUCCAGAGAACCUCACCGUCUUCUUCCAAAAUGGCACAGCCCUCAAGGUCAUAAGAAACAGCUCACCCCUUUCCAUACUGGAGGGCCAGUCUCUUCACCUCAUCUGUGUAGCUGACAGCAACCCUCCUUCAGAGUUAACCUGGUUUCAGGGAUCCCGAGCCCUGAAUGUCUCCUCCAUCUUCAACAUGGGGUACCUGGAACUGCAUCAAGUCAGAACUAGAAAUGAAGGAGUGUUCACCUGCAGAGCCAAGAACAGACUAGGCUCACAAAAUAUAUCUCUGAGCCUCUCUGUGACCUACCCCCCACGGCUGCUGUGGUCCUCCUGCUCCUGGAAGGCUAUGGGUCUGCAGUGCAGUUGUUCUGCCCAAGCCUGGCCAGCCCCGUCCCUGCACUGGUGGGUUGGGGACAGGUUGGUGGAGGAGAAAAGCAGCAAUGCCUCCUUCUCUGUCACCUCCAGCUGCACUGGGCCUUGGGCCAAUAGCUCCUUCAGCCUCCUAACGGGACUCAGCCCCAUCCUCAGACUCCGCUGUGAAGCCCGGAAUGACCAUGGGAACCAGACUGUAGCUGUUCAGAUGUUGCCAGCAACUCACUGCCCCGCUGAGCUGGGCGCGGAGGGGAAAGCCUUGAGAGCCCCUUCCACCCACUCCCAGUCCUCAGCAUCUGAGGGGCUGGAAUUGCCCCCUAAUAUUAGCGGCUGGAUGGAGGUGGAGGUAAGAAGGGACCUUUGCUGCCCCUGUUUCAGUAAGGUGGAAGAGGGCUCUGGGUCUCUGAUCCGCACCCUGGUCAGAGGGGUCCUCAUGGGGGCUGGCUUCCUCCUCACCUAUGGCCUCACCUGGCUCUACUACACCAGGUGUGAAGGCCCCCAGAGGAACAGGGCUGACUGA
This is a messenger RNA of Chrysochloris asiatica (Cape golden mole), 1581 nucleotides long. RefSeq names its product sialic acid-binding Ig-like lectin 5-like. Bases 1 to 1581 code for a protein of 526 amino acids. The transcript has 9 exons. The record is from RefSeq and is a predicted model, not a curated record. Gene Ontology annotation, cellular component: plasma membrane. Gene Ontology annotation, molecular function: sialic acid binding. Gene Ontology annotation, biological process: cell adhesion. NCBI's taxonomy places the organism in Eukaryota, Metazoa, Chordata, Mammalia, Afrosoricida, Chrysochloridae.